AUGAUGUCUGUUACUAGCAAAAGUAUUGAUUUUGUUGGAAAAAACUUGGUUUCUUGUGGCUGUUCUUCCAAUGCUUCGUUUCAUAGAUAUAAUAAGGUGAGGAAUUUUCAUGCAAAAGUGAAUUCUAAAGGGUGUGGAAAUGGAGCUCGUAAAUUGGUUUCUUCUAAGAAGAAGAACACUCCUCAAUAUCGUGUUUCUUCUAUGGAUACUGCAGAGUCUACUUUGGAUGGUGGAACUCAAGCAAUUAAAGACCUUGCUAAAGGAUUGAAUUUGAAGACUUAUUCUGAAACUCCUAUUUCACCUAAUAGGUUGUUUGAAGUAGUUUCUGAUGAUCUUCAAACACUCAAUAAAAAUCUGUUGACUAUUGUAGGUGCGGAAAAUCCAGUUUUGGUAUCUGCAGCUGAGCAGAUCUUUAGUGCUGGUGGGAAGAGGAUGAGACCAGCACUCGUGUUCUUGGUCUCAAGGGCGACGGCGGAACUACUUGCCUUGGAGGAUCUUACUAUAAAGCAUCGACGUUUAGCUGAGAUAAUUGAAAUGAUUCAUACUGCGAGUUUGAUACAUGAUGAUGUGUUAGACGAGAGUGACCUAAGAAGAGGGAAGGACACUGUACAUCAAAUGUUUGGAACAAGAGUGGCAGUGCUGGCCGGUGACUUCAUGUUUGCACAGGCAUCGUGGUAUCUCGCCAACCUUGAAAACAUUGAAGUCAUUAAACUUAUCAGCCAGGUGAUUAAAGACUUUGCUAGUGGAGAAAUAAAACAGGCUUCUAGCUUGUUUGAUUGCGGCGUUCAACUCGACGAGUAUCUAACCAAGAGUUUUUUAAAGACGGCCUCGUUGAUUGCUGCUAGUACAAAAGGAGCUGCGGUUUUCAGUGGUUCAGACACCAGCAUUGCUGAGAAAAUGUACGAAUAUGGAAAGAAUCUCGGUCUGUCCUUCCAAGUUGUCGAUGACAUACUGGAUUUCACGCAAUCGGCCGAGCAGCUUGGAAAGCCUGCCGGUAGUGAUCUUGCCAAAGGUAACCUGACCGCUCCCGUAAUUUUUGCGUUGGAGAAAGAACCGAAAUUAAGGGAUAUCAUUGAGUCUGAAUUUAGUGAGAUCGGUUCACUUGAUGAGGCAAUUGAAUUGGUGAAGAGUUGUGGCGGAAUCGAAAGAGCACAAGAGUUGGCGAAAGAGAAAGCUGAUCUUGCUAUUCAAAGUCUUCAAUGUCUACCGCAAAGCGUGUAUCGGUUAGCUCUCGAGGAUAUGGUGACAUAUAAUCUUCAAAGGAUUGCAUAA
Molecule: messenger RNA, 1272 nt
Organism: Lathyrus sativus (Indian pea)
Lineage: Eukaryota; Viridiplantae; Streptophyta; Magnoliopsida; Fabales; Fabaceae
Source: the annotation of a GenBank genome assembly